UUUGAUCACAUGCUGCGCACGCCCCAACGGUCGCACGGUAAAUCAUAUUAUAGAUGGACUCCUUAAAUAUAACUUUGCUUGCUAUUAGUACCUUAAGCUUAGUUUGAAACAUGUUGAGUGGUUAUGGUUGUAAAGGAAUAUAUUCAAGUAGAUCGCAACGCAAGGCAGAAAAAAGUGCUAUAAAUAGCAUAGUUUUACGAUCUCUUUCUGGAUCAUGUCAGCCAUGUUUGUUUAGGUAAAACAAAACAAAAAUACUGCACACAACCGAUCGCGAUAUACAAUAUAAUUGAAGAAAUCGAGAUUGAUCAAACAUCAAUGUACAAUCAUGGCUUCUACUCAAGGACAGGACGCCAUGUUCUGUCAGUUGUGUACCAAUCCUGUGGAAUACCAUUGUAACCUUUGUCGUGUUGACCUUUGCUCUCCCUGUACUCUUAACCACUUGGCGGACAAAACAAACAGACACGAAAUUGUCGAAUUUAUAAACAGAAAGAAAGGACAUGUUUUACCUGAAUGCAACUCUCACAAGAAACACCGUUGCGAGUUGUUCUGCAGAGAUUGUCAAGAACCAAUGUGCAUAUUAUGUGUAACAACUACACACAAAAAGCACGAAAUUACUGACAUUGAAGAAAUUAUCCAGAAUAGCAAAAAACGAAUAAUUGAUGAUCUUACAGAGCUGGAAAAUGACAUUGUUCCAGCAUACAGAAAUGUUAAGGCAGGUGUACCUUCCGCUGAAUAUGAUAAAGUUCUUUCUGCCAUACAAAAUCAAGAAGAUGCAAUCUGCAAGAUUGUGCGUGACAUUGGCAGUCAAAUGCGGGAUGAAGUUACCAAACAAAAAGACCAAACCAAGGAGAAUAGAGAAACAGAGUCGUUGGCAGCAAGAACUGAAAAGGAACUGAAUGGAAUUAUCUUAAAUAACAGAAGCAUUCUUAACACAUCCAAUGUCACAGCCAUAAUGAGUUAUGAAUCAAAAAAUCAAAUAUUUAGGGAAUGUUAUAAUAAAUUGGGACUAUUUUAUCCGAAUUAUUUACCUGGAAGAAUCAGAAAUGAACAAAUCUACGAAAUGUUUGGAGGAUUUCAAAUGAAUAAAGCCUCUAAACCACUCAGUCUUUUAAAAGCUAGCGGUUGUCCUGCUUUUGGCUCUCAGUCAACAGGUGGGUUCGGAACCCCAAGUAGUUCUCAAUGCUUUAAUUUUGGGACGUCUCGUAAUGGGGGUUUUAACUUAGGAAGUACUCCUCAAAAUGCGGGCUCUGCGUUUGGUGGAGGCUUUAUGGAUUUCGGAAGUAAGCCUCCUAGUGUAGGCCUUUUCGGAAGCAGCAGUACCUCAGGUACUGGUUUUUCGUUUGGGAGUAGUAUGCCCUCUCAUCAAUCACCAAAUUUGUUUGGAAGUUCAAACAACCUUUCAGGUUUUACGUUCGGGAAUGCAAAUCAUAAAUAACAAUAAAAAAUCUUGAAAAAUUAAGAUAACUAGUAUGAAGAUUAUAAAAACGCGAUUGUAUCUGUGGAGAAACUUUCACAGCAUUACAGCAUUACUUAAUUGAAAAGAUAAAAACUUGAUGUCAUCACGUUUGUAUAAAACCUCAUUUUGAUUUUAUUAGGCGAAACAGCUCUCCAUUACAAAUUUAAUUUAGAAACAUUUCGUAAGGAGGAUCUUACAUUAUCAUGUUGGUUAUACUGACAUUCACGACAGUGAUAACAUUUACCUUUGCAUGUUCUUCCCUAAUAGAUUUGCGUUCAAAUAAAGGACCAACAAAAGGCUUUAAAAUAAAUUCAUGCAGCUAAAUUCUUGGUGUGGAAUGUCAACUGCUAACAAUAAUUCACAAUGAGAUCUUUUGUUAUAAUGAUUUACUAUAGACUGACAUGUUUCCAAAUGUCUUAGUUACUUUCAAUACAUAAUUUGCAAACAUGUUGCUAGGUUUUGAAAUAUCUUAUCCCAUAUAAAUUUGUCCAAUAAAAAUACUUUAUUUGGCUAUGGCUGGUACAGGGAGUUUCAAGAUUUUAAAAAGAUUCUUUUGAAAUAGAUAUCGAUUCCAGUUUAUCCACUCUCAAAGAUUUUUU
Messenger RNA from Magallana angulata, 2055 nucleotides. RefSeq names its product transcription intermediary factor 1-beta-like. Bases 326 to 1435 code for a protein of 369 amino acids. Gene Ontology annotation, cellular component: chromatin; nucleoplasm. Gene Ontology annotation, biological process: positive regulation of DNA-templated transcription. The record is from RefSeq and is a predicted model, not a curated record. NCBI's taxonomy places the organism in Eukaryota, Metazoa, Mollusca, Bivalvia, Ostreida, Ostreidae. The transcript is spliced from 2 exons. Gene Ontology annotation, molecular function: ubiquitin-protein transferase activity; zinc ion binding.